Terrapene triunguis (Three-toed box turtle) is the source of this 2183-nucleotide messenger RNA. Its product is annotated as amphiphysin-like. Gene Ontology annotation, molecular function: phospholipid binding; protein binding. Lineage: Eukaryota; Metazoa; Chordata; Testudines; Emydidae. The record is from RefSeq and is a predicted model, not a curated record. Gene Ontology annotation, biological process: synaptic vesicle endocytosis. Gene Ontology annotation, cellular component: synaptic vesicle; plasma membrane; cytoplasm. The coding region runs from base 1 to 2082 and encodes 693 amino acids. The transcript is spliced from 24 exons.
AUGGCCGACAUGAAAACGGGCAUCUUCGCCAAAAACGUCCAGAAACGGCUGAACAGGGCGCAGGAGAAGGUACUUCAAAAGCUAGGGAAAGCUGAUGAAACAAAAGAUGAACAGUUUGAAGAAUAUGUUCAAAACUUCAAACGACAAGAGGCGGAAGGUUCCAGGCUCCAGAGAGAGCUACGAGGAUAUUUAGCUGCCAUCAAAGGCAUGCAAGAGGCCUCUAAGAAGCUUACAGAGUCUCUUCAUGAAGUAUAUGAGCCCGAAUGGUACGGCCGGGAAGAUGUGAAAAUGGUUGGAGAGAAAUGUGAUGUGCUCUGGGAAGACUUUCAUCAAAAGCUGGUGGAUGGAUCAUUGCUGACCUUGGAUACAUACCUGGGACAGUUUCCUGAUAUCAAAACUCGCAUUGCAAAGCGAAGCAGAAAGCUGGUGGACUAUGACAGUGCAAGACAUCACUUGGAAGCCUUGCAGAGCUCAAAAAGAAGAGAUGAAAGCAGAAUUACAAAGGCAGAAGAAGAGUUUCAAAAAGCACAGAAAGUGUUUGAAGACUUUAAUAUUGAUUUACAAGAAGAGCUGCCAUCUCUAUGGUCAAGACGAGUUGGCUUCUAUGUGAACACUUUCAAAAAUAUAUCCAGCCUUGAAGCCAAGUUUCACAAGGAAAUAGCUUUGCUAUGCCACAAACUGUAUGAGGUGAUUACCAAGUUGGGAGAUCAGCAUGCUGACAAGGCCUUUACCAUCCAAGGAGCACCCAGUGACUCAGGUCCACUCCGCAUUGCGAAAACACCAUCGCCCCCUGAGGAGGCUUCUCCCCUGCCUAGCCCUUCAUCUAGUCCCAAUCAUACACUGGCACCUGUUUCAUCUCCUGCACCAGCUCGGCCUAAAUCACCUUCACAGUUGAGGAAAGGGCCUCCUGUCCCACCGAUGCCUAAACUCACACCCACAAAGGAGCUGCAGCAGGAGAAUAUCAUCAGCUUCUUUGAGGACAACUUUGUACCAGAAAUCAGUGUGACGACUCCUUCACAGAAUGAAGCUCCCGAAGCUAAGAAAGAGGAAUGUUUGCUAGAUCUGGACUUUGACCCUUUCAAGCCAGAAGUGGUAUCAACAGGAAUAACCCUAACCCACUCACCCAUGUCUCAGACAUUGCCCUGGGAUUUAUGGACGACAAGCAGUGAACUGGUGCAGCCGGCAUCCGGCAGCACAUUUAAUGGAUUCACACAGGACACUUCUCUAUUCACAGUGCAAUCCAAUCAGAAUGUGGUAGAUAACUUGGUAACUCGGACUGCUGCGGAAGAAGCGCCAUCUUUGGAACCCCAGGCUGAAGAACCCCCUGCGCCUGUUGCUGCCGCUGCCGCUGUUCCUGAACAGGAAGCUCUGCCUGCUGAGCCUAGUGAGCCAGCAGAGGAAGCUGUGCAGGAGACUGUCACAGCAGGUGAAAAAGAGACAACUGGGAUUGCUGAGGAAGGGAGUGAGAUGGUAGCUAUAACUGAAGAUGCAGGUGCAGUUGAAAAUGCUGUUGUAACUGAAGCCAGUGAAGGUGCUGCUGCAGCUGUAACAGCUGAUGAAGGUGACAAACCUAAAAUAGAAGAGAAGGAAGCAGUGGUGGCUCAGGAGAAAGUCAGCAGCAUCCCUUCACUAGUAAUAGAGCCAGCAUCAAACAACGAAGGGGAGGGAGAGGAGCAUGAAGUCAUAGUGAAUGAAUCCGAAGAUGUUGUGAAAGACGUUGGCACUCAGGGCAUUGAAAGUGAUGCCAGUGAACCUUCCCAGGUUGUAAGUGAGCAGAAAACCAUUGAAGAAAUCCAAACUACAUCCUCUGAAGAACAGCCUGUGUCAGCGGAUGAUGCAGCCCGUGGAAUGCCACCUGGCUUUCUCUUUAAGGUUGAAGCACUACAUGAUUUUGAGGCCGCUAAUACUGACGAACUUAACUUAAAACGAGGAGAUACUGUACUAGUAAUCCCUUCUGAGGCCACAGAUGACCAGGAGGCUGGCUGGCUGACAGGCAUUAAAGAAUCAGAUUGGCUGCAGUACAGAGAUGCAGUAACCUAUAAGGGACUUUUCCCAGAGAACUUCACAAAGCCCUUGGAGUAGUUCUCAGCUCAGGCAUAACAGUGUUAUAAGAAGCUCAGUCGGUAGGUUUUUAAAUCUCUUUGAAACACAGGAACCCACUUUUGUAGUUAAACUGCUAAUGG